Messenger RNA from Lates calcarifer (barramundi perch), 306 nucleotides. RefSeq names its product sterile alpha motif domain-containing protein 11-like. Gene Ontology annotation, biological process: positive regulation of transcription by RNA polymerase II. The transcript has 2 exons. The annotation marks the transcript as partial. Lineage: Eukaryota; Metazoa; Chordata; Actinopteri; Centropomidae. Gene Ontology annotation, molecular function: DNA-binding transcription activator activity, RNA polymerase II-specific; RNA polymerase II cis-regulatory region sequence-specific DNA binding. The record is from RefSeq and is a predicted model, not a curated record.
AACCGUGGGCGCUUGGCUGAGAAACGCACCAUCCCCCUCCCCCCCAACCGGGUGCCCAAGAAGGAGCUGGCCUCCAUCUUCAGCAGUGACGACAGUGAGGGCAGCGAGCGGGCCAGUGGGGAUCAUGCCCACAUCAAGCAAGAGGACGAGUUGCAUUACAGUAUCAUGAGAAAGAGUCGUGACAGUGACCUCUCUACAAUCAUCUCCAACCUGCACCACACCAGACAGCACGGCAUGCCUGAGGGCCAGUCAGCCUCUGACCACAACACCAGUACCGGACACACAGGUAGGACCAACAGUGAUGCU